AUGUUGACGGAAUUCUUUUCAAUGAAUCAAACAAAUAAAGAUGCAGAAAAUCUUAAUCCUCUGUACAAGGAAUUUCCUCAACAUUUUGUCUGGGAUGAAGGUGAUAGAAUAUGGUAUACUAGAAAACGAUGGCAGGUCAUCGGUCGUCUAAUAACAGCACAUCCAAUUGAAGGAGAAAGAUAUUAUCUCAGAAUACUGCUCAUGCAUGUUCGAGCACCAACAUCCUUUGAUGAUCUAAAAAUAGUUAAUGGUUAUCUAGCAUCUUCAUUUAAAGAAGCAGCAGAAUUACGAGGAUUGCUUCAUAUAGAUAAUGGAGCUGAAGAAUGCUUAUCAGAAGCUAUUCUCUACAAAAUGCCACAAUGUCUAAGACAGCUAUUUGCAGUGAUCUUAGUCCACUGCUCACCAGCUGAUCCACAUAAACUAUGGUCGAAGUUUCCGCAGCAGACUCAUCAUUAUCAGAAACUGAAAUUAUCACAAAGGUCCUUGCUUCGAUUGAUCACUAUUUGCAAAUAA
Coffea arabica (coffee) is the source of this 513-nucleotide messenger RNA. RefSeq lists its product as uncharacterized. The record is from RefSeq and is a predicted model, not a curated record. Lineage: Eukaryota; Viridiplantae; Streptophyta; Magnoliopsida; Gentianales; Rubiaceae.